AAUGUCAAUCAUCAACCAUCUUCCCCGCUGCCAUCAACAUUCGCUACCCCUCAUGAAGCCUUUGAGGAAAUGCCAAAAUCCCAGGAAUCGCAUGUUCCUUUCGACCAUCGCUUCCCCAAGACUUCGUCUAAUACCGGCAUCCAGUCUCUUGACCCUCCAGCUGGCAUAAGAUUGCCUCCUGAAUUAAUGGCACAACUACACGAACCUAUACGAGCCCGCAAUCUUCCAAAGUCCCAGGAAUCGGAUUUGUUUCUCGACUUUUGCUCCCCCGAUACUUCGUCUAAUACCGGCAUCCAGUUUCUUGACCCCCCUUUUGAUUUAACAACACAACUCGAAUAUUUACGAACCUGUAAUGCUCUAAGGUCGUCAUCGUUGCUGUCAUCACAAAAGAUACAGUCAUCGCCAAAGAGUUCGGCUGAAGCGGCACACAAAGUGUUAGCGCCAUCUAAUGAUGAUCAUCGAUCGAGCCCACUAAGUAUACGCACCCGCAAGCAAUCCUUACCCCUUCCCCAGAACCAUGGUAUUCGAAAACCAUCUUCUUUACCCCCGCCGGUUACCCAUGCCAUGAAGGACCAGUUCAUGAAAGACCGGCUCACGAAGGAGGGACGUCAACCGACGGGAGAAGAGGAAAAGAACUCAGAUCUCUCGGAGCUUGAUGGGGAUGGUUCUCCCUGUCGCCUGGAACUUGGCGCUCAAGAUAAUUGUCAGAUUCACAUUUCCUUUUAAUAUCUUUUUCUUUCGAAUGCCUGGUGUCACGUGGAUAGAUCAGAUUAGGUUCGUGUCAGGUGGUCUGUGCUAAAUAGGUAGCUAUCCAGUCUGUGCUUUGGAGAUAUUGUCAAAGUCUGGUUACUCACGUGAUCUCCCUGAGACAAGAAUAACUUUUCCUAAGAGUUUCUGUUUGAAAUAAUAGAGUUAGGUCAUCAAUUGAAUGGUUCAUUCCCGACUGACAAUAAUCAAUCCGAAGGACAUUAUGUAUUAUGGGAAAUCGUUAAGGAUGUAUUACUAAGAAAUCGAUAUGCUUUUUGUCGCAA
Messenger RNA from Annulohypoxylon maeteangense, 1031 nucleotides. RefSeq lists its product as uncharacterized. Lineage: Eukaryota; Fungi; Ascomycota; Sordariomycetes; Xylariales; Hypoxylaceae. The transcript has 3 exons. Bases 70 to 726 code for a protein of 218 amino acids. The record is from RefSeq and is a predicted model, not a curated record.